AUGCCCGAUGGCAGUCUGAAGUACAACCAGCCGGAACUAGCUAAGGUAGCUAAGGUGGCCGAGCAGGUAGAAACGCUACAACAGCAAUGGCAGCAGCGAGCAGCCAGCUGGCAGUUCGAGCCCGACGAAGCAGGCUCCGACGAACUGUUGAACGAUGAACGAGAGUACCGAGAUAUGAUUUCGAAGAAUCGAACAUAUGUACCUCCACGCAUGAGAUCGAGUCUCAUACAGGAACUGCAUGAGUCCCAGGAAUACGGACACGCAGGGAUCGAAGAAAUGGUUAGACGACUAGCUAAGGUGUUUGCGAUACCACGCUUGCGAGCGAAGCUCCCGAAAUCGUUGGAACCAGGAUCAGCUCGAUUUUGCGACACAAUACUAGUAAUCCACGAAAUCUGCAAUAACGAAGCACUCGCCGCACUACGCGAACUACGGAUAUGA
Bipolaris sorokiniana ND90Pr is the source of this 438-nucleotide messenger RNA. RefSeq lists its product as uncharacterized. Lineage: Eukaryota; Fungi; Ascomycota; Dothideomycetes; Pleosporales; Pleosporaceae. The record is from RefSeq and is a predicted model, not a curated record. The coding region runs from base 1 to 438 and encodes 145 amino acids. The transcript has 3 exons.